UGACUCCGACCGUUGGAGUUUGAGCCAUUUGGUUUACAGUAGCUAACGUCAGCAACCCGGAAGUUUUGGGAAGCAGCGGAGGCAGCGUCAUGGCGCCGGAUCCCUGGUUGUCUACAUAUGAUUCCACUUGUUAUAUUGCGCAAGAAAUUGCUGAGAAAAUCCAACAGCGCAACCAGUGUGAAAGAAAUGGAGAAAGUACAACCAAGCUUUCUGUUGCAAUCCGAACUUUGUUGCAGAAUCUGAAGGAAAAGAUCACCCUUUUGAAGGACUUAUUGCUAAGAGCUGUAUCAACACAUCAGAUAACACAGCUUGAAAGGGAUCGAAGACAGAACUUAUUGGAUGACCUUGUUACCCGUGAAAGACUACUGCAAGCAUCCUAUAAAAAUGAUGGUACAGAACCAGAUCUGAUCAGGUCCAGUCUGAUGGCGAAAACUACUAAUCGAAUUGUGUCUAAUCCAUGGCUUUUUGAGGAGCCAGAGGAAACGAGGGGUCUAGGCUUUGAUGAUCUUCGACAACAGCAGCAGAAAAUUAUUCAAGAACAAGAUGCUGGCCUUGAUGCUCUUUCCUCAAUUAUAAGUCGGCAGAAACAAAUGGGUCAAGAGAUUGGGAAUGAACUCGAUGAGCAAAAUGCCUUCAAUCCAGCUCCACUCUUCAUAUAACUCUGCUGAAAUCUCGACUUGUAGCUUCUUCCUCUGAAAACUCUUCUUCUGCCACCAGCCAGCCAAGUGGAAAAUAUUCUCGAAUAGAUCUCCUUGCCUCAAAGAGAGGGCUUCUGGUGUAAUUCUGCUGAAAAUCUCUCAAAGUGCUCUGUGUCUGCACCAGUGUGCUCCUCUCCAAUCCAGCUGAACUGUCUUCUGCCACCAGCCAGCCAAGUGGAAAAUAUUCUGGAAUAGAUCUCUCUUCACUGGCCUUAUAUCUGACUCUUCUGAGAGAAUGGGAUUAUGGGUUUUCUCCCAUAGUGCUCUCUGGCCCAAAGAGCUUCAAGGGAGGUGUGAAUUCACAAAGUUACAAAGUUUACUUUGUGAAUCUGGCAUACUUGUGAACUCCGAUGAGUAAAGGUGUAAACAUAAGCAUUGUACUAAUUAGUUCUACUUAGUACCUUGUUUCAGGUUCUGGCCCAAAACAUCAUCUUGUAAGAUCAGAUCAAUAAUCUAUCAACUCUAAUGAGUUAGCAGUUUGUAAGGAUUCCAACAGAUAUUCACUAAUAAGUUGGAGCACUACAGUUACCCAGAAACUAUAUCCCCAGUUUCUAUUCCCAGAAAAACCCAGAAAAAAAAAAAAAGAGUUAUGAUUGUUAGUGAUAGAUAGAGGCAGGCCAAAAUAGAAAACUCAAUGAGUCACAGGUUGGAACAGGUUGGAAAGGUGGCAGUAUUAGAGUGGAGAUGCAAACUAGGUAUUACUUCUCAAAGGAAGUCCUCAGUUCUUUUAAAAAUAGUUAGGAAUGAGGGUAGAAGAAAAGUUUGAGACAUAAUUUCUCUGUAAUCAAUAUCUAUUCAUUAUGACUACUGAUAACUAAUAAAUGAGAUCAGUGGUACUUUGGGAACCAAGAGACCACUGAGGGUUUUGAUAUCUUUGGAAGGGGGAGUGUUCCUAAUAGGUAGAAAUAAAGUCUGAUUGGUUAAUAAUGAGAGAAUGAUUAUUAUAAUGAGAAGUGGGCUUAUUCUAGAAAAGGGUUGGGCUAUGUGACUUUGAGUAUAUCAUUCUUACUCAUCUCUAUCCAGGCUACCCCCACCUAUCCCUCUUUCUGGCAAUCUAGACAAAGGGCGCUAUCUCCACCCAAAUCACUUAUGUCCCAAUUGGGUGGGAUUUUGUCCAAGAUUGAAAAGAAUGUUAACUCAGUUGGGGGUGGAGGCAAAGAGGCACUCUUCCUAUUUCAAGUUCUCUCAGUUUCCCUCAAAAACCACAUAAAACCGGCAGAGAUUCCAAACAUGGCUACCAUGUAAGGACCCUCUGUCCACUGGACCCUCUGUCCAGUGCUCUCCUUAUCUCUACCUUUGCCUGUACUUUAACUUUGUUUAUUUAAUAAUAAACCUCUUUUAUCAAUCUAGCUCUCUGGGCCAAUAAAUGCUUUUAUUGGGAACUCACGCCGCUACUAGACCCCCUUGUGCCAAAUCUGUACCCCAAACUUGCCACUAGACCUUAACCCUA
Antechinus flavipes (yellow-footed antechinus) is the source of this 2148-nucleotide messenger RNA. It is a transcript of the gene STX8, whose product is annotated as syntaxin 8. The record is from RefSeq and is a predicted model, not a curated record. Gene Ontology annotation, molecular function: SNARE binding; SNAP receptor activity. NCBI's taxonomy places the organism in Eukaryota, Metazoa, Chordata, Mammalia, Dasyuromorphia, Dasyuridae. Gene Ontology annotation, biological process: intracellular protein transport; vesicle fusion. Gene Ontology annotation, cellular component: endomembrane system; SNARE complex. Bases 90 to 659 code for a protein of 189 amino acids. The transcript has 7 exons.